CAUCUUCGGCUACCUUUCUGAAACAAAUAAGCGGUGUGGUUGGCUUUGUUAUUUAUAAAUUGCAAAAUUUAACAAUAAAAAAUGAAUUCCAUUCGUGUAGUAUUACAAAAGAAUAUGCAUCAAUUGCGGCAAUUUCACAAAUGCAUUGCUCUUUGCCAAGCAGAAGCUUCUGCUGCCGUUGCGGAAAAAAUGACAAUUCCAGUACCCGAAGGAGUUGACAAACCAGUUAGUGCUAAAAUCGACAAAAUUGCCAAUGACAUUUCCGCAUUAAAUUUAAUUGAAGUUGCAGAAUUGAGUGACGUCUUAAAAAAACGAUUAAAUCUUCCUGAUGCACCAGUUAUGCCAAUGGGAGGUUUUCAAAUGGCAUCACAGAAAGAUGAUGAGGAAGCCGAAGCUCCAAAAUCCGUACAAACUUCAUUUACGGUUAAACUAACUAGCUUUGAGGACAGUAAAAAAGUUGCACUUAUCAAGGAAAUUAAAAAUCUUCUUCCUGGAACAAAUCUCGUUCAGGCAAAGAAGUUCGUUGAAAGUGUUCCAGUUGUUGUAAAAAGUGAUGUAUCAAAAGAUGAAGCUGAACAAUUGAAAGAAGCAAUAGCCAAAGCCGGUGGUGUGACAGAAAUUUUAUAAGUAGUUUUGGUAAAUCAAAUUUUAUUCUACUUGUGUUUAGUAAGGACAAAAAAAAUUGUACAAUAAAAUUAGAAACAAAUACAUAUUAUACAUUUUUCUAUACACUGUA
Messenger RNA from Leptopilina heterotoma, 736 nucleotides. It is a transcript of the gene mRpL12, whose product is annotated as 39S ribosomal protein L12, mitochondrial. Bases 82 to 627 code for a protein of 181 amino acids. The transcript has 4 exons. Gene Ontology annotation, molecular function: structural constituent of ribosome. Lineage: Eukaryota; Metazoa; Arthropoda; Insecta; Hymenoptera; Figitidae. Gene Ontology annotation, biological process: translation; mitochondrial transcription. Gene Ontology annotation, cellular component: ribosome; mitochondrial large ribosomal subunit. The record is from RefSeq and is a predicted model, not a curated record.